Capsella rubella is the source of this 1230-nucleotide messenger RNA. RefSeq names its product malate dehydrogenase 1, cytoplasmic. Lineage: Eukaryota; Viridiplantae; Streptophyta; Magnoliopsida; Brassicales; Brassicaceae. Bases 1 to 999 code for a protein of 332 amino acids. Gene Ontology annotation, molecular function: L-malate dehydrogenase (NAD+) activity. The record is from RefSeq and is a predicted model, not a curated record. The transcript has 7 exons. Gene Ontology annotation, biological process: malate metabolic process; oxaloacetate metabolic process; tricarboxylic acid cycle.
AUGGCGAAGGAACCAGUUCGUGUUCUUGUUACCGGAGCUGCAGGACAAAUCGGAUAUGCUCUUGUUCCUAUGAUUGCAAGGGGGAUAAUGCUUGGAGCAGACCAGCCUGUGAUCCUCCAUAUGCUUGAUAUCCCUCCAGCAGCAGAAGCUUUGAACGGUGUCAAAAUGGAGUUGAUUGAUGCUGCUUUCCCACUUUUGAAAGGUGUGGUGGCUACAACCGAUGCCGUUGAGGGGUGUACUGGUGUCAAUGUUGCUGUCAUGGUUGGUGGAUUCCCAAGGAAGGAAGGAAUGGAGAGGAAGGAUGUCAUGUCCAAGAACGUUUCCAUUUACAAGUCUCAAGCUGCUGCCUUGGAAAAGCAUGCUGCACCAAACUGCAAGGUUCUGGUUGUUGCAAACCCUGCAAACACCAAUGCAUUGAUCUUGAAAGAAUUUGCACCUUCGAUUCCAGAGAAGAACAUUACUUGCUUGACCAGGCUUGACCACAACAGGGCUUUGGGACAGGUCUCUGAGAGGUUAAGUGUGCCAGUGUCUGAUGUCAAGAACGUGAUUAUCUGGGGAAACCACUCAUCAACCCAAUACCCAGAUGUCAACCAUGCUACCGUCAAGACUUCUUCCGGAGAGAAGCCAGUGCGUGAGCUAGUCAAGAACGACGAGUGGUUGAAUGGAGACUUCAUCAGUACCGUUCAACAACGUGGAGCUGCCAUUAUCAAGGCCAGGAAGCUGUCUAGUGCACUCUCUGCAGCAAGCUCCGCUUGUGAUCAUAUCCGUGAUUGGGUCCUUGGAACCCCUGAGGGCACAUUUGUUUCAAUGGGAGUAUACUCAGACGGAUCUUACAACGUUCCAUCUGGACUCAUCUACUCUUUCCCUGUAACCUGCCGUAAUGGAGAGUGGGCUAUUGUUCAAGGUUUACCGAUUGAUGAAGUAUCAAGGAAGAAGAUGGAUUUGACAGCAGAGGAGUUGAAGGAAGAGAAGGACCUCGCUUACUCAUGCCUCUCGUAAACCGGUUUUUUCUCAGCUGGUUGAAUCGAAAUGAGAGAGCUUUGUUUCGAAUAAAGAACUUUGUUAUAAAAAAAAAAAGAACUUUUUGAUUUGAUAAACCUCUUGAGGUUUUAGUUUUCUUGAUUUCCCGAUGUGUCAGCGCUGAUUUGCUGACCAUAUAUAAUAAACAUGUAUUUUGAUCAUUGAUUGAUCUCUUCUGGUUUCAGUUUUUGUUCUUCAACUUUGUCAGAC